This is a messenger RNA of Telopea speciosissima, 832 nucleotides long. RefSeq lists its product as uncharacterized. The record is from RefSeq and is a predicted model, not a curated record. The coding region runs from base 119 to 685 and encodes 188 amino acids. NCBI's taxonomy places the organism in Eukaryota, Viridiplantae, Streptophyta, Magnoliopsida, Proteales, Proteaceae. The transcript is spliced from 4 exons.
AACUCAAUCUCAACGAAAUUCCCGCCAUCUCUCUCUCUGUCUCUCUCUCUCUCCAUAUAAAAUACAGACGUUCCUUCCAGAAUAGCUAUUGUGUUCUCCUAAGUAUGGAAGGAAAGCCAUGAAAGCUGAGAAAACUCAGAGCAGAACGUUGAGGAGGAAACCACUCUCUGACUGCAGUAACGUAGUCCACAAUCGUAUCUCCUCUUCUCAGAGUAAACCCAGAAAGCCUUCUCUCAGUAUAAAAGAAGCAGAUGAGAGUUCCCUCAAGCAUGAUUCCAGCGUCGGAUCCUACAAUGUUGAAAACCCUAGUGUUGAACCUCAACCUUCGACUCCUCCGAAUCGAAGAUCCCUAGCUGCUUCUGGCACCGUUGGUCGAGAGAAUUCCGGUAUCAUUUCAACUUACAGUCGAAAGCGGAAUUUAGAGGCACGGAAGGAUAAGGGGAAAGCAGUUGCUCCCAAAAUGCCAGUCAGUUGUCCUCCUGUGGUGAGAGUCAGGAAUCUUGGGAAUAAGCUGAAUGAAGAACAUGGUGAUGCUGGUCAAUCCAAAACUAGUGUGGCUUCCCAUCCAAAAAGCAAAAAGCAUUUCUCACUUCCACAAGAUUUUAUCGACCAGCAGAAGGCAUACUUUGCAGAGAUCGAUGCACUUGAACUGCCAGAGGAGUUUGAAUCAGACAGUGACAAGUAACAAAUUCACAUGAACCAAAUUUCCCAUAUGAUUCCAAUGUAGUUUUAGAACAGGGGAUUCUGGCAGAACCCCGUUUACUCAAUGUAUUUUUCACCGACGUAUGCAGUCCUAACUGUAACUAAUCCAUGGAACCACUGGAGUUCUAAU